UGCGUAAUUGCUCGCGAGCUAUGCUCGCUAUAAUUAGUCUAUGAUAUUGAUUGUCCGAUUAGCUCAGAUGGUAGAGCAUCUGACUUGCAAGCAGAAGGUCGCAGGUUCGAGUCCUGUAUCGGGCUGCACAUUUUUCAGCUCCUAUUACAUUGGUGCCUUGAGUGUGGUGACUAGCCUUGGAAUCCUAGAGCUAGGGUGAAGCAAUGGCUGGCACAGCAGUAAAGGCAGAUGUGGUUUCAAAUGUUCAAAGAUUGUUUGAUGUCAGUGGCAGUCUCUCUACAGGAGAUUUAUACCUUACAGAAUUUAGGGAUGAAUUCUUAAAGCAACAUGUUGACAAGAUUGCCAUCUCAGACACAAAAUUAUCACAGCACGAGAGCAUAGACUUGAGUGUGGCCACACUUCAUUACCAUGUGUUCCAGCUACAGGAAGGAGGUCCAGGUAUGGAAGAGUUGGAGGAUGAAGAUCUUGCAGCAGCCAGUCACUGGAUUCUGCCAUCACGAGACUUUGAUGGAAUGUGGGAAAGCCUUGUGUUUGAUGAAGAUAUUAAAACAAAGUUGCUGAAUUAUGCAGCAACAACUUUGCUGUUCACAGACAAAAAUGUAGACCACAAUAUCAUAUCUUGGAACAAAGUAGUCCUGUUACAUGGUCCCCCAGGUACAGGCAAGACAUCGUUGUGUAGAGCUUUGGCUCAGAAACUUUGUAUACGUCUUGCAGAAAGGUUUAGUUAUGGACAACUGAUAGAGAUUAACAGCCACAGUUUGUUUUCAAAAUGGUUCUCAGAGAGUGGUAAACUUGUGAUGAAGAUGUUUCAGAAGAUACAGGAGUUGAUAGAUGACCCAGAUGCACUUGUCUGUGUUCUCAUUGAUGAGGUUGAAAGUUUGACAGCUGCAAGGAAGAGUGCUAUGUCUGGUAGUGAACCUUCAGAUGCUAUUAGAGUGGUUAAUGCUGUGCUUACACAGCUUGAUCAGAUAAAAAGAUAUCCAAAUGUGCUAAUAUUAACUACAUCGAAUGUAACUGGUGCAAUAGACCUAGCGUUUGUGGAUCGUGCAGAUAUUAAACAGUACAUAGGUCCUCCCUCUCCUUCUGCCAUCUUUAGUAUAUAUAGAUCCUGUCUACACGAACUUAUCAAGGCUGGAAUAAUUGUCUCCUCACAGUCUGUGUUAGAUCUCAGAGCUCUAGAAUUCAUGAGAUUUGUAGAAAAUGAUAUCACUAGAGACAGUUUACAGCUCAGAGAAAUAGCAAUUAAAAGUCAUGGUCUCAGUGGAAGAACCUUGAGAAAACUACCAUUCAUUGCUCAUGCUUGCUAUGUACAGAAACCAGAAGUGUCCUUACAAGAUUUUCUGAUAGCCUUGGACAAAGCAGUGCAACAACAGUUUAAAGAAAGGGAAGAUCUUGUAAAGGAUUCCUGAGUGUGGAGAUAGUGGCAGUACUAUCGUGUCUACUUAGCAAGAUAUAACAAAAAUAUUUGUGGUGGAAGUAAGGAGUUGUAAUGAAAGAUGAUCUCAAAUAAAAAGUUCUGUUUCUUGAGAAUGAAGAAAGAUCUCAAACUUUUCUUGAAUAAUUCAAAGUAAUCUUGUAUGUUUACAUGGUCAGUAGAAUUCUCAUGGAUUAUCAAAACUACCUUGACUGCGGGACAGAUAUGCAGUGUGCUCUUUGAUAUUAUAUAGUGACCUAAACAACAGAGUAGAUUAAGAUUCUUAGCCUUUGUUGAACGUAAAGUGCUACCUUACUGUUUUUAUAUUCAUCAAAAUUGAUAUGCAGAAAGUAUACUGUUAUCUUUACCAAUUUUGUUUGCUCAUAAAAGAUAACCAAGUGGUUAUUGUGGUUGGAAUAGUUUUUUCAAACUUUGUGAUAUAUUGUUAAAAAUGUUUUUAUGUAUUCACUUACUUGAUCUCGUCUGUUAGAGAAAAAUUUGGAGGUAUGUUGUGGGGGAGGGGGAUGAGCAAAUAAUUGAUACAGUUGAUGUAUUUUGUUAGGUCGCUGAAGGCACAGGCUCUAGAUGAGCUGUUAUAAGAGGAUGGUACCCUAACAUACAGUAAAUGUUCGGUUUCUGUCUUUCCAGAAACUCUUACAGUUACAGCCUUCUUAGUCUUAGAAAACUUGGCAUCAAAUCCAAAUGUUUUCACUUCACUAAAUCUUACGUCAGCCAUAUUUUGGGAUAUUCACCAAACUUAAUAUGAAUAAUUAUGAUUUUUUUAUGUGUGAAACUGCACGUUGUAUCGUGGAAUCAACAAUUUUUAAGCAAAUUUUGUUUUUGUUCUCUGCACAGGGAAGAGAGCGUCUUUUAUAGAUUUAUGUAGAAAAUUUGUCUGUUAUGUGAUGCGAGAUACAAAAAAGCACUGUAAGAUUAAUAAAUGGCCGUCACCUUAGGGGAAAACUGAAGAAAAAUGGCUUUAAAAACCAUAUCAUCCCUUGUCCUGACUUGGAAAAUAAAUGAGAAAUUUAGUUUAGUACAAAUUUGUAAAGAAAGAUUGGUUUAAGCUACUAGGUUUAGUCAUUCCGAGACAUUUUCAAGAUUGUAAUCAGUAAUGAUGACAGAACACCCAAGAUGCCCUCCUCUGUUUAUUGUACAUAUUGUAUAGAGGUUAGAUGCAGAAUUUGUAUGGGAAGUUCAAGGUAUGACAGAAGUAUUAUAAACACAGGCCAACAAUGUAAUACCUUUAAACAGCUAUUAAUUCAAUAUUCUGACCAACCAUUUAUAUAUCUGAUUGUGUAAGACAGAUAAACAGGUCUAUGAAAGUCCUUCUGUUAUAAUACAAGCUUUCAUCAUUCUGAGAAGUAGAAUGCAUUAUAUCCAUUUUCAGCAUUUGUAGGUAUUCCACCAUUUUUGUCUAAACAUUGUCACAUUACACCUAGGCAGAUACUCUUGUUAAAAAUCUGACAUUUCUGCCAAGGCCGUGUUUUCAAAUUGCAAAAUCAUGCCACUGGGAGCGUAGCCAAAGAUGUUGUUUUUGAGGUUUUAAGUUUAAAAGUGAAGAUCAUAGAAAAGUCAAUGUCAUAUAUAUAAAAGUCAGUUUGUAGGUCUUGCCAGAAAUUUAAAUAUGGUCAUUUAUGAGGGUUGUAGGACCAAAUGUUGUUUAUUAAGGUUUUAAGUUUAAAGGUGAAAGUCAUAUGAGGGUCAUGGUCAAUAUAAUAGGGUUAUUAUAACUGUAGCUUGAUCUGGGAUGCAAUAUUCGGCUCGAGUGGAUUUUGCUAGAGUGGAUCCCACGAGGCACGCAAGCGCCGAGUGUGAUCCAACCGUGCAAAAUCCACUCGAGCCGAAUACAAAGUCCUGAGCUACUGUUAUAAUGACACUUUUAUUAUAUACCUUUACCUUUUUGAUUCUUGUUUUGUACAUGAACAAAAUCUUCAAUGUUUAUCGAUAUUAGAUGGAACUUAGUGAAAUUUUUAUGUGCGCUAUUUAUAGAAAUGUGUCGGGUCAUGCAUAAUAAUGAAAAUAGUCCGGCAGCAUACAAUACGGAAGGUACAAUACGGAAUUUAAAAGGUACAAUACGGAAAUUUUUGUCUGUCUGUUCGGGGCUUCCGUGGCCAAGUGGUUAAGGUAGUUGACUUCAAAUCACUUGCCCCUCAUCGAUGUGGGUUAGAGCCUCACUCGGGGCGUUGAAUUCUUCAUGUGAGGAAGCUAUCCAGCUGGCUUACGGAAGGUCGGUGGUUCUACCCAGGUGCCCGCUUGUGAUGAAAUAAUGCACGGAGGGGCACCUGGGGUCUUCCUCCACCAUCAAAGCUGGAAAGUCGCCCUAUGACCUGAAUUGUGUCGGAGCAACGUUAAACCCAACUAAAUCAAAUCAAAUCAAAUUGUCUGUCUGUUCAUAUUUAAUUGUGAAAUACAAGCCGAUUUUUUUACAGAAUUUAUAUAGGUAUAUAAUAAAUGUAUUGGUUAGUUAGUAGGUCUUGCCACAAGGAUUAUUGAAUGUGAGAAUGAACUAAAUCGGGUCAUUAAUGUAGGCUGCAGACAAACAGUAAAAUCUUGAUCGGACGUACAUGUACAGACAGUUCAAUCACUAUAUGCUCAUGGGGCAUAAAAAAAUGUUUUUCAUCAUCAGUUUUCAUUACUAAUUCAGUUAGGCACUCAACCAGUGAAAGGGUUUGUGAACAUGAUUUUGACAAUCGCGCUUUUCAUAAGGCGUAAAAAAAAAAAUUGUUUGUUUCCGGUAUCCCAACCUACCCUAAAUUUUUGGCCCGACCCUAAAUGUUUUUAUUGUCUUGGAGAAUAUUUUUUUCAACUUUUUAACAAAAAAUUGCAAAACUGCACUUUUUAUGCUUUAAACAUGCUCAGUGAUGUUAAAAAUCAACUUAUUGAUGCACUAAAGGCAUAACCCCCUUGUUUGUAUUCAUUUUUUGACACAAAAAUAUUUUCUGAAAAGUCUCCCUUAAAAAAAAAAUUCCCCCCCAAAAAAAAUUUUCCGACCUACCUACCCUAAUUUUUUUUGAGCAUGUUACCGGAAACAAAGAAUUUUUUUUUUUAGGCCUAAGACAUUUUCAGUUCCAGGUACCCUCCAAAGUCGGGAGUUAUUGUUAAAUUUAUUUGUAAUUAUAGUGAAAUGUAUCCAAAUGAGUACUCAAUAAUAGAGCAACUUUUAUAUGCCAGGGACAUACAUACAAUGCUAAUAUUUUUGUGCUCUAGGAAACGAUAGUCAUAUGUCAACAGUCAUGCAAAUGUGCUAAUGUUUUAUAACUCUUUCAAAAUAUAUUAUUUAUGAAAAUGUAUUUGUUACUUUCUUAUGCAAAUGAAUAAAGUUAUA
This is a messenger RNA of Mercenaria mercenaria, 4742 nucleotides long. RefSeq names its product pachytene checkpoint protein 2 homolog. The record is from RefSeq and is a predicted model, not a curated record. Lineage: Eukaryota; Metazoa; Mollusca; Bivalvia; Venerida; Veneridae. Gene Ontology annotation, molecular function: ATP hydrolysis activity; ATP binding. The transcript is spliced from 11 exons. Gene Ontology annotation, biological process: meiotic recombination checkpoint signaling; reciprocal meiotic recombination. Gene Ontology annotation, cellular component: chromosome; nucleus. The coding region runs from base 204 to 1409 and encodes 401 amino acids.